GACCAAUGUCCUCUACACAGCUUGAAGGUACGAUGAAUAUGGAGAUGAGGAAAAACAACUUUUCAGACACUGGGAACUUUGGCUUUGGAAUCCAGGAGCACAUUGAUCUGGGAAUUAAAUACGAUCCCAGCAUUGGCAUCUAUGGCUUGGACUUCUAUGUGGUUCUGGGCAGGCCAGGCUUCAGCAUUGCUGACAAGAAGCGCAAAACCGGCUCCAUUGGAGCCAAGCACAGAAUUGGGAAGGAGGAGGCCAUGCGCUGGUUCCAGCAGAAGUACGAUGGCAUCAUCCUUCCAGGCAAAUGAGCAGUUACAUUAACAACAAA
Dermochelys coriacea (leatherback sea turtle) is the source of this 322-nucleotide messenger RNA. RefSeq names its product 60S ribosomal protein L11-like. Lineage: Eukaryota; Metazoa; Chordata; Testudines; Dermochelyidae. Gene Ontology annotation, cellular component: cytosolic large ribosomal subunit; ribosome. Gene Ontology annotation, biological process: translation. The transcript is spliced from 3 exons. The record is from RefSeq and is a predicted model, not a curated record. Bases 6 to 302 code for a protein of 98 amino acids. Gene Ontology annotation, molecular function: structural constituent of ribosome; RNA binding.